AAACGAUAUCGUGAGCCAACUAAACAUAAAUAAAAAAUGAUUCUUUUUAGAAGAACGUAUUGAGUGAAGUUUUUGUGAUGUUUGCUUUAAUUAAAAUUAAAAUUCAAACGCAUAUUUCAAAAAUCCAUACACGACAUCAUGUUCACCAGUACAAUUUUCAUCAUCAUCAUCAUAUGUGUCAUAGUCCUCAUCAGCGACACUGCCACUUUCGAGAGUUCAUUUCCCGAUGACUCGUCUCAAAUGGAUGUAUCUUCAUUUAAGGAUCCUUUCGAUUUGCAUAUAGCAGAAGAGAAUGUACUGAAGCAGUAUAAAUGUAAUUAUACAGGAGUUGUGUACUUUCUACACCCUUCAGGAAUGAAUGCCACUUGGAUGAGGAAAUACUUGCAAUAUCAUCAAGCUGAUCUCAACUUCAGACACCUGAAACUAGUCUUCCCCGAUGCUCCGUUAAUACGUUACACUCCUCUUGACGCGAUGAAAUGUCACGCUUGGAUAGAUCGACAAGACAGAACGAAUCUCGGCACUGAAGAUGAAGAUACGGUGGAAAAUUCGUGUCGUCAACUUAAGAAAAUGAUCGAUAAAGAAGUUCGAUCGGGAACUCCUAUGAAUCGAAUUAUCAUAGGAGGAUUACAAACAGGAGGAGAAAUGGCUUUACACGCGGCGUAUCGAUGUUUACCGGAUAUAGCCGGUGUAUUCGCUCUAUCCACAUUUUUACGACAAGAUUCUCGCAUUUACCAGCAUUUGGAAAGAAAUAAAACUUCAAGACGACCUCCAUUACUGAAAGCAUUCUGGGUCAGAGAUCAAGUAAUUCCUCCAUUAUACAGUCAACAGACAUUCGAUAAAUUGAUAAGCCUAGGUGUGCCAGGAGAAUCACUCCUUUUGCAGCCCUUAGAAUACAUCAUGUCCUCUAAAGAGUUGACUUACGUGUGGAAAUGGAUUUGUAAAUUACUCCCUAAUGCUGAUAAAAAUGUAGGAUUCGAGUUGGAUUUUUAUUUCGACGCUUCACCCGGUACCGGUGAAGUGACCAGUAACGAAGAUGGAUCGUUCUAAGACGAACAAAAAGUUGUGUGAUUUUUGUAACGUGAAAAUAUGUAAUAAAAAUGUAUUUAGGUAUAUCAAUUUUUUAUACAACGAAAAUAAAUUCUUAUCAAUUCA
Planococcus citri (citrus mealybug) is the source of this 1152-nucleotide messenger RNA. Its product is annotated as lysophospholipase-like protein 1. Gene Ontology annotation, molecular function: carboxylic ester hydrolase activity; palmitoyl-(protein) hydrolase activity. Gene Ontology annotation, cellular component: cytoplasm. Lineage: Eukaryota; Metazoa; Arthropoda; Insecta; Hemiptera; Pseudococcidae. Gene Ontology annotation, biological process: protein depalmitoylation. The record is from RefSeq and is a predicted model, not a curated record. Bases 139 to 1047 code for a protein of 302 amino acids. The transcript is spliced from 7 exons.